GUCAGGGGGCUGGGCCCAGCGGUCAAUGCUUGGCAGGGAACUGGCGGGAGUGCCCCUCGUAUCGACCCCAACGGAUACCUUUCCCUCCAUCGGCCUUCAAUCACCCACUUCCCAAGUCGCCCAUAAGGUCACCUAGUUGCAUACAGUCCGGGAAUCGCGACGAUUCCCCGACGCCGCCUUCGCAAUGGCCGAGCCGGCUCUCUUUUCGGCCGAGUACCUGUCUCCCGAGGUGCAGGCGGCGCUGCCCGAGGGCUACAAGCUGCGCGCCCUUCGCCGGACCGACUACGACUCGGGCUUCCUUGACUGUCUGAGGGUCCUGACGACGGUGGGCGACAUUUCCAAGGAGCAGUGGGAGGAGCGCUACGACUGGAUCGCGAGGCAGGACGGCAGCUACUUCAUCCUCGUCGUCGAGGACACCAACACCAGCCCGCCCAGGAUCGUCGGCACCGGCGCCCUGCUCGCCGAGCGCAAGUUCAUCCACAAUCUCGGGUCGGUCGGCCACAUCGAAGACAUCGCGGUCGCCAAGGACCAGCAGGGCAAGAAGCUGGGCCUGCGCAUCAUCCAGGCGCUCGACUACAUCGCCAAGCGAGUAGGGUGCUACAAGACGAUCCUCGACUGCAGCGAGCACAACGAGGGCUUCUACGUCAAGUGCGGCUUCCGGAGGGCCGGCCUGGAGAUGGCCCACUACCACGAGGGUCCCAAGAGUAACAACGCCCAAUAGCCCGAGUGCGGCGGGAGAAUUGUGCUGGCGUGCGAGGGCAGCUGUGGCUGACUGCUUGACUGCACCGGCGUGCACAAACAACCACAGGCAGCACGACGGCACACCUGUGACCAUCGAAGCAUGGAGGGCAGGCGCCGCCUUCGCAGACCCAAGCAUGACCGCGAGGGCCCCGCCCUCGAGGUACAUGUAUGUGCCUACGCCCGCCCAAGGGGAAUAUCUCAAUGUUUUGGUGCCGGCUUUGCGUAGACCCAGCUCGCUGCAGGGCGCAU
Molecule: messenger RNA, 990 nt
Organism: Thermothielavioides terrestris NRRL 8126
Lineage: Eukaryota; Fungi; Ascomycota; Sordariomycetes; Sordariales; Chaetomiaceae
Exons: 2
Coding region: 185-721 (178 amino acids)
Biological process (GO): UDP-N-acetylglucosamine biosynthetic process
Cellular component (GO): endoplasmic reticulum; Golgi apparatus; endoplasmic reticulum-Golgi intermediate compartment
Molecular function (GO): monosaccharide binding; glucosamine 6-phosphate N-acetyltransferase activity
Source: RefSeq, a predicted model, not a curated record